AUGGAGAUGUUAUUGUUACCUGGAGCACUUGUUUUCUUUGCUAUAUUAGCUCUCUUAUUCCUCUUGAAACUAAUGUUUUCUUGGUGGGUUUCACCUCUCCGGAAACAUCUUAAGCUUAAAAGAUGUGGAUUUGGAGGGCCACCCCCAAGUUUUCCACUUGGAAACAUUCAAGAGAUUAAAAAGAAGAAUAGCGUUAGUUCUUCACAACAUCGGUCCUCAAAGCCUACCCACGAUAUACACUCCACUGUGUUCCCCUAUUUUUCUCGGUGGCAAAUUUCUCACGGGAAGGUUUUCAUCUAUUGGCUGGGCACAGAACCCUUUUUGUACAUUGCAGACCCAGAAUUCUUGAAGAAAAUGUCCACAGAGGUGAUGGCUAAGAGAUGGGGAAAACCGCGAGUGUUUAGAAACGACAGAGACCCUAUGUUUGGAAAUGGUUUGGUGAUGGUUGAAGGCAAUGAAUGGGUUCGUCAUAGGCAUGUUAUAGCCCCAGCAUUUUCUCCAAUUAACUUGAAGGCAAUGGCAAGCAUGAUGGCUGAGUCUACAAAUCAAAUGAUAGAUAGGUGGAUUACACAAAUUAACUCCGGCAACCCAGAAAUUAAUGUGGAGAAAGAGGUUGUAGCAACGGCAGGAGAAAUCAUAGCAAGAACAAGCUUUGGCAUGAAGGGUGAAAAUGCAAAGGAAGUGUCUGAAAAACUACGUGCCCUACAAAUGACACUUUUUAAGACAACAAGAUAUGUAGGGGUUCCAUUUGGCAAGUGUUUCAACGUGAAAAAAACCCUAGAGGCAAAGAAACUUGGGAAAGAGAUUGAUAAGCUCUUGUUAUCCGUAAUUACAGCUCGUACAACAUCAAUCAAAAGACAAACUCAAGAAGAUUUACUGGGAUUGUUGUUGCAAGGAAACCAUCAAGUUGAAGAAAAAUCAGGGAAAACACUCACUACUAGAGAAUUAUUGGAUGAAUGCAAGACCUUCUUCUUUGCUGGCCAUGAGACUACGGCUUUGGCUAUUUCAUGGACUUUGUUCCUUCUAGCUAUGCAUGAAGAUUGGCAAAUCCAGUUAAGAAAUGAAAUUAGAGAAGUGGUCGGUGAUAAAGAACUUGAUAACAACGUGCUUGCUGGGCUGAGAAAGAUGAAGUGGGUGAUGAAUGAAGUUCUGAGACUCUACCCAACGGCACCAAAUGUGCAAAGGCAAGCUAGAGAAGACAUUCAAGUUGAUAAUUUAACAGUACCUAAUGGGACCAACAUGUGGAUCGAUGUUGUGGCGAUGCACCAUGACACGACAUUGUGGGGAGAAGAUGCUAACGAGUUUAAGCCAGAGAGGUUCAUGAAUGAUGUCAAUGGUGGAUGUGACCACAAGAUGGGGUACUUGCCAUUUGGAUUUGGGGGUAGGAUGUGUGUUGGUAGGAACUUGAGCUUUAUGGAGUAUAAGAUAGUCUUAACCUUACUCCUCUCUAGAUUUAGUUUUAAACUUUCCCCAGGUUAUAACCAUUCACCUUCUAUCAUGCUCUCCCUUAGACCCACUUAUGGACUUCCUCUCAUAGUUCACCCCCUUUAA
Messenger RNA from Abrus precatorius (Indian licorice), 1551 nucleotides. RefSeq names its product cytokinin hydroxylase-like. NCBI's taxonomy places the organism in Eukaryota, Viridiplantae, Streptophyta, Magnoliopsida, Fabales, Fabaceae. The record is from RefSeq and is a predicted model, not a curated record. The coding region runs from base 1 to 1551 and encodes 516 amino acids. The transcript is spliced from 4 exons. Gene Ontology annotation, molecular function: monooxygenase activity; oxidoreductase activity, acting on paired donors, with incorporation or reduction of molecular oxygen; iron ion binding.